Molecule: messenger RNA, 645 nt
Organism: Guillardia theta CCMP2712
Lineage: Eukaryota; Cryptophyceae; Pyrenomonadales; Geminigeraceae
Exons: 3
Coding region: 1-645 (214 amino acids)
Source: RefSeq, a predicted model, not a curated record
AUGUCCACCGUCCUGGCCCUCCCUCGCAUCCCCAUCCUCCUUCUCCUUGUCCUCCUCCUCCUCUCUACAUGCAAUGCUGCAAGCAAAUGCUACCUCGCUACCCAGGAUAUCACCCCAGCGAGCUGCGCGAAGAUGACGGUGACCUUUGGGAGCUGCGAAUCACAGGCAACCGCCGACACUACUGUCAAGGCAUUAUCUUCGGCAACCAUCGCAGCAAACACUACUGCCUGCUUGGCCAUGAUAGACUCGAGCUGUGGAUUCCUGACAAGGAAAGCCACGACUUGCGACCCUUAUUGCACUCUGUCAAUUGCCAACAACAUCGCAGUAGGCUGCAGGACUGACGCGCAGUGCACGUCAACUACCUCAACAUUCAAGGCCCCUCUGUGCUGCAGCUACAGGAAGAAAUUGUAUGGCGAGAUGUGCGUGGACGCCAACGGCAUGCUAGACACAAUGAUCGCUAAUUCGAAGACAAGCGGUGAAUGCAGCGAUGCGGCAGGCUGCAUCGACUCUCUCAGCGUGGCGAGCACCACGAGCACCACCAGCCCGACUAAGAGCGCAAGCCCUUCAGCAUACAGCUUCGCAUCCCUGCCCCUGGUUCUCUUGGUUGCAGCUGUGGGUGUGGUGAAGAGCAGCACUGGCAUGUAG